Molecule: messenger RNA, 2497 nt
Organism: Botrytis porri
Lineage: Eukaryota; Fungi; Ascomycota; Leotiomycetes; Helotiales; Sclerotiniaceae
Exons: 3
Coding region: 446-2089 (547 amino acids)
Biological process (GO): proteolysis
Cellular component (GO): membrane
Molecular function (GO): serine-type endopeptidase activity
Source: RefSeq, a predicted model, not a curated record
CUAUCCUUACACAACCUUCUCAAGUCCCCCUCGGUCGAGGCAGUGCUUCUAGAGCAAAAACAUCCUACCUAGCAAUUGAUAAAUGAUAUCCACCCCCAGCCUAUCUGAAAUCAUUACGAGAUUCUCGAGAAUCUACAAAUUCGUCGAGGCUUCUUUUUCUUAUACUAUUAUAGAGAAACUCAAAAAAGUACCCAUGAAUAGUAACUGAUCACCGCUAAGAUAUUUUGACAGCGUCAAAUCUCCACAUUCGUUGUCCAUAUUUAGCCAAGAACCUGCAUUUCGACCUUGGGGAUCUCUUGUUUCAGGCUUGUACAAUCUUCAGACGAUCGCAACUUCGACUUUCUUUUUUAAGUGAGCGAACCAUUCCUACCUUUACGAACGAUUCCUCAAUAGUGUCAAGUUGAUACGGUUAAUCGAUACAUUCAAACCGUAUCCAACAUCGAUAAUGGCGUCGAAUGAUUAUUACAACUCUUAUUCACAUCAACAACAACAAUAUCAACAUGCCGAACCGCCAGAACCAUAUCACAGUCAAUUCGACGUUCAAUCCCAACAAAACACAGUACCUCCAUCAUACCAUUCUCAAGUACCUUCAAGACAAGGCUCGAUUCCAUCCCGAGUAGGAUCGACCAGACCUCAUGAAAUGUCACCGGUCUCACCAUUCGAAGCCCCGUUCGAUGAUCAUGUAUAUCCAGCACCAAAUGUGCCGCCGCAUAGACUAGAUAGCUCGAAUAGCUUAGGACAAAAUUCACAAUAUUAUUCACAAGGGGGUGGUGGCAGACCUCAUGAUGGAAUGGGUUACUCCAAUGAUGAUAUACCUUUAAGAGAAAACCCGCAAGUACCAGCAAAGGACGGCCCUACAGAUCAUAUUUAUGAUUCGAACUCGAAUGAUCAUGUAUAUGAUGCAGGAGAAUUGGCAGUACCUUCGCAUUUACAGAAUAACAAGAAGAAUAGAAUGAGCGACGCUAUGGCUAUGUCACUUAUUAAUAAAAAGAAAGGCUUUCCUUUCGUUACAUAUACUCUCACAUUGGUACAAGUGAUAGUAUUUAUUGUGGAGAUUGUUAAGAAUUCUCAACUUACUGGCUCUCCCAUCGAAAUUCAUCCAUCCUUUAAUCCUAUGAUUGGCCCUUCACCAUACGUGGUUAUCAACAUGGGGUCAAGAUUCACGCCUUGCAUGCAUAAUAUGACCGGCAUACCAGAUUUAACUGCCAUAAGUUGGCCAUGUCCAAAUACAACAAGUUCAACGGGAGCCGAUUGCUCAAUAAGUGAUCUCUGUGGAUUUGGAGGAGUUGGCGCCACACCAGAUCAAUGGUAUAGAUUCAUUUUACCUAUGUUUCUUCACGCCGGAAUCAUUCACAUAGGUUUCAACAUGUUGCUUCAAAUGACUAUGGGAAAAGAAAUGGAAAUUUUGAUUGGACCCAUUCGAUAUUUUCUGGUUUACAUCUCCAGCGGAAUAUUUGGAUUUAUAUUAGGUGGGAAUUUUGCAGCAACCGGUAUAUCGUCAACAGGCGCUUCGGGAGCUCUUUUUGGCCUCAUUGCUCUUACACUACUUGACUUAUUAUAUAAGUGGAAAGAACGUGUCAGUCCCAUGAAAGAGUUGGCUUUUAUCAUGCUCGAUAUUAUUAUAUCAUUCGUUUUAGGUCUCUUACCCGGUCUCGAUAAUUUCUCACAUAUUGGAGGAUUCCUUAUGGGUCUUGUUCUUGGUUUAUCGAUUCUUCGUUCGCCCAACUCUUUACGAAUGCGAACAGGUCAAUCAGAUCCACCAUACGCACCAGUCCCUACUAAAGCGAGCCAAGGUGACCGUGGUAUCGUUAGUUUAUUCAAAAAUCCUUCGGGAUUUUUCAAGGGCAGAAAACCAGCUUGGUGGGCUUGGUUACUUUUGAGAUUAGCCGCCUUAGUCUUCGUCUUCAUCGUGUUUAUUUUACUUUUAAACAAUUUCUAUGUCUAUAGAAAGACUUGUGGUUGGUGCAAAUAUUUGAGUUGUAUCGAUGUGAACAAUUGGUGUAGUUUGGGUAAUUUGGAUUUGACCAAUACUACGACGAAGAGAAGUUUACUUGAUAGUUGGGAUUCAAUGGCCAAGCUGUAUACAUAAACCGAGAUGCUUUUAUCAAGCUUUUGGUUAUAUUUUCCAUGAGAGUUAUGACAUGGGAGGGUGAAGUGUGGGGGUGAGAGUGGGAGUAGAUGUUACUUUUGCAUUUUUGAGAAAAAAAUAAGAGCAUAUUGCAGUAUGCAUAGCGAUGGAGUUGCUUUAUCAGGUUGGACAAUAUGGAUUUUUGAUACUCUGGAUGAGUUAAUACCAGACUUUACAUCAUACGAAUGUAUGAGGAAUGAUGAGACUUGGGUUGAGAAGAGUGAUCGGGUAGCUGGGACCAGGCAAAGGGAAUAAACUGCAUCUUACUUACUCGAGCGUUUUGAUUCAAGGUCUGCAUGUGCGGGCUGACAAACGCGUAUACCAUGAUAUAUUCCAAUAAAUUUAAUGAAUGAUACCAUUUGAUAUCAA